Messenger RNA from Linum trigynum, 1310 nucleotides. NCBI's taxonomy places the organism in Eukaryota, Viridiplantae, Streptophyta, Magnoliopsida, Malpighiales, Linaceae. The record is from the annotation of a GenBank genome assembly.
CUCACAAAGUGGCUCCGAGCACAUAGCCUGAUUGCAUAACAAACAAUAGUCGGCUAGCGGUAGUUUUCCUCGUUUAUGAGGUAAUAAUAUAAAGUAACUAUAAUUUCCUUCUCCCAUUUCUUCUCUUCGUCUCCCUCUUCUGCGCCUCUCGUUUCAUUUCUCGGCCCCUCUCUUUUUCCCUCCCCGCUGAAAAAAUAAGAAUUCUCCAGAAAAGGCGGAACGGGGCGAGAAGGCAAAUCAAAAGAACGCUUCUAAUAUCUCCGGCAGACCACCUGAAUCUUCCGUCGGCGACAUGGCUUCAGAUUUUGCUCUGCAAGUUCCCGCGGAGCUGGAGUCGGCUCUGCAGAUGAGGACUGUGCGCUACUUCGACACCCGGAGGCCGUGGCUCGAUCUCUAUGGAAUCCACGUACGUCCUGUUGCGCCAUUUGGGAGCACGAGUAGGAGACUAGAUGCUGAUCCAGCGCUAAUUCACCGUUCCUUGCCCGAUGAGUUGCUCUUCGAGGUAUUCGCACGGAUGAAUCCCUAUGAUUUGGGAAGGGGAGCUUGUGUAUGCAGAAAGUGGAGAUAUGCUAUUCGUAGCCCUGUUCUGUGGAGAAAUGCGUGCUUGAAGGCUUGGCAUUUGUUUGGGGUCGUGGAGAACUAUAAAGUUUUGCAGUCAAAAUACGAGAGUUCAUGGAGAAAAAUGUGGCUUUUAAGACCCAGGAUCCGCACUGAUGGCCUCUAUGUGAGCAGGAACACUUAUAUUCGAGCUGGAGUGCGAGAGUGGAGCGUAACCAAUCCAGUUCAUCUGGUUUGCUAUUUCCGUUACAUGAGAUUUUCAUCUUCAGGGAGGUUCCUCUACAAAAAUUCUUCUCAAGUGGUCAAAGAUGUUGCGAAAUACAUGAACUUUCGAGCAGCUAAAGGUGAUGGUUUAUUCACCGGUCGUUACUCUCUGAAUGAUGAUCAGGUUGAAGCUGCUUUUCUGUAUCCUGGGUUGCGUCCUACUUUAUGGAAAAUUCGCUUAAGGUUAAGAGGGACACAACAAGGUGCAAACAAUCGUAUGGAUUUGCUCUCGCUCGUGACUAGUAGAGUGAACAGUGAAGGCAUAAGUGGACCGGAGGAGGAGGUCCUCGGGGCGGUUGAUGCCUUGGAGGAUGAGAUCACUCGUACAUCUCACAGGAGAGGUCUGGCUGCUUUCGUCUUUGUUCCUUUCGAAGAGGUGGAGACCUGUGUGCUGAACCUACCUGUGGAGAAGAUGGAUUAUUACGUCCCUGGCUAGAUUAUCCUCGAGUCCCUUUUCUUCCAUCUGUAAAUAAUAGCAUUGCGUUCGC